CUGGAACACACAACACUGAGACCGCGGAAUUUUGUGAAGUGCCAUGUCGAGGGUGCUCGCGACGUUUAUGGGCCGCCUUCAGCGCCCGAACCUCCUUCAUGCACAAGGCUACAUUGGUGGAAGUUGGGUCAAUGCCGCUUCGGGUGAGACGUACGACAUUCAGAAUCCGUCGAAUGGCGCCACAGUGGGCACGAUUGCAGCCAUGGACGUGACAGAUACGAAUGACGCCGUGGAAGCUGCUGGCGAAGCGCUGGCCGCGUGGAAAUCUCGCACGCCGUUUGAACGGUCUGAAGUGCUACAGAAAUGGGACCAACUCCUUCGUGACAACACCAAAGACUUAGCGGUCAUCAUGGCCACCGAGAGCGGAAAGCCGUUGGUCGAAGCGGCUGGCGAGGUCGCGUAUGCUGCUGACUACCUGCGCUUCUUUGCGCACGAAUGCCUUCGCUAUGAAGGAUUCAUGAUCCCGAACCACGUCCCUAGCCGUCGGCUAAUGGCCAUACGCCAACCCGUCGGCGUGUGCGCUAUGAUCACGCCUUGGAACUUUCCCAUUGGGAUGUUGGCCCGUAAAGUUGCGCCUGCGUUGGCCGCCGGAUGUACGGCAGUUGUCAAGCCUGCGGGCACGACGCCACUGUCGGCGCUUGCCUUUGCCACGUUGGGCCAUGAGGCAGGGGUGCCCGACGGUGUCCUGAACGUGGUUCCAGCCACCCACGAUGCUGCACCACGCAUUGGACGCGCCUUGGCCACCCACCCCACGGUGCGCAAGUUGUCGUUUACUGGCUCGACGUCGGUCGGCAAGCUCCUGGCAGCGCAGUGCGCCACUACGAUGAAGCGUGUGUCGAUGGAACUGGGCGGCAACGCGCCUUUCAUUGUAUUUGACGACGCCAACCUAGACGAAGCGGUUGCCGGUUUGAUUCAAGCGAAGUUUCGCAACACGGGGCAGACGUGCGUGUGCCCAAACCGCGUGUUCGUUCAGCAAAGCAUUUUGGAAGAGUUCACAGGCCGUUUGGUCGAUCGGGUACUUGACUUGACGCUUGGCGACGCUGUGUCGUCGGGGUGCAACCUGGGGCCGUUGAUCACGCCAACGGCUGUCGACAAGGUAAUGGAACUGGUCUCGCAAGCGGAACGAGCUGGCGCGCAGGUGGUGGUGGGAGGCCGCCCGCAUGCUGCCCUCGGUCCAAACUAUAUGCAAGCGACCGUACUCUCCAAGGUGACGAUGGACAUGAACAUCGCAAACGAAGAAGUAUUUGGGCCCGUUGUGCCUGUACUGUCGUUCGACACGGAAGCCGACGUGGUUGAAAUGGCCAACGCAACGGACGUUGGACUAGCAGCGUAUUGCUACACGUCCGACUUGGGUCGAGCCUGGCGUAUGUCGGAAGUUUUGGAAACGGGCAUGGUGGGCAUAAAUGCUGGCAUGAUAUCCGCGGUGCAGGCACCAUUUGGUGGUAUCAAGCAGUCCGGGCAAGGUCGGGAAGGGUCGAUUGUGGGGCUGGACGAUUACACUGAGCUGAAAUACGUGACCAUGGCGGGGCUUGCGUAGCACGGGGACUCCUUUACUACAGCACAAUCUAUCGGAGAGCGCGGUCGUGCCGUCAUUAGACCGCGGUGAUGCUUGCGGUUGAUCGGUUGAAAUGCUUUGUUACACUUAAAGAAAGCAUAAAAAUGGCCAAUAAUUGUGAAAUAGUUGCAUUUGAUUGG
Messenger RNA from Aphanomyces invadans, 1695 nucleotides. RefSeq lists its product as hypothetical. The coding region runs from base 44 to 1537 and encodes 497 amino acids. Gene Ontology annotation, molecular function: succinate-semialdehyde dehydrogenase (NAD+) activity. The transcript is spliced from 5 exons. The record is from RefSeq and is a predicted model, not a curated record. Lineage: Eukaryota; Oomycota; Saprolegniomycetes; Saprolegniales; Verrucalvaceae.